Molecule: messenger RNA, 4161 nt
Organism: Closterium sp. Naga37s-1
Lineage: Eukaryota; Viridiplantae; Streptophyta; Zygnematophyceae; Desmidiales; Closteriaceae
Source: the annotation of a GenBank genome assembly
AUGGACUGCUUUUCCAAGACGGACUGCUUUUCCAAGACGGACUGCUUUUCCAAGACGGACUGCCUUUCCAAGACGGACUGCCUUUCCAUGACGGACUGCCUUUCCAAGACGGACUGCCUUACCAAGACGGACUGCCUUACCAAGUCGGACUGCCUUUCCAAGACUGACUGCCUUAGCAAGACGGACUGCCUUACUAAGACGGACUGCCUUACCAAGAGGGACUGCCUUUCCAAGACGAACUGCCUUUCCAAGACGGACUGCCUUACCAAGACGAACUGCCUUCUCAAGACGGACUGCCUUACCAAGACGGACUGCCUUACCAAGACGGACUGCCUUACCAAGACGGACUGCCUUACCAAGACGGACUGCCUUACCAAGACGGACUGCCUUACCAAGACGGACUGCCUUUCCAAGUCGGACUGCCUUACCAAGACGGACUGCCUUAGCAAGACGGACUGCCUUACCAAGACGGACUGCCUUACCAAGAGGGACUGCCUUAUCAAGACGGACUGCCUUCCCAAGACGGACUGCCUUAGCAAGACGGACUGCCUUACCAAGACGGACUGCCUUACCAAGACGCACUGCCUUCCCAAGACGGACUGCCUGAUCAAGACGGACUGCCUUACCAAGACGGACUGCCUUACCAAGACGGACUGCCUUACCAAGACGGACUGCCUUACCAAGACGGACUGCCUUACCAAGACGGACGGCCUUUCCAAGUCGGACUGCCUUACCAAGACGGACUGCCUUAGCAAGACGGACUGCCUUACCAAGACGGACUGCCUUACCAAGAGGGACUGCCUUAUCAAGACGGACUGCCUUCCCAAGACGGACUGCCUUAGAAUUACGGACUGCCUUACCAAGACGGACUGCCUUACCAAGACGCACUGCCUUCCCAAGACGGACUGCCUGAUCAAGACGGACUGCCUUACCAAGACGGACUGCCUUACCAAGACGGACUGCCUUACCAAGACGGACUGCCUUACCAAGACGGAUUGCCUUUCCAAGUCGGACUGCCUUACCAAGACGGACUGCCUUAGCAAGACGGACUGCCUUACCAAGACGGACUGCCUUACCAAGAGGGACUGCCUUAUCAAGACGGACUGCCUUACCAAGACGGACUGCCUUACCAAGACGGACUGCCUUACCAAGACGGACUGCAUUACCAAGACGGACUGCCUCCAAGACGGACUGCCUUACCAAGACGGACUGCCUUACCAAGACGGACUGCCUUUCCAAGACGGACUGCCUUUCCAAGACGGACUGCCUUACCAAGACGGACUGCCUCCAAGACGGACUGCCUUACCAAGACGGACUACGGACUGCUUUUCCAAGACGGACUGCUUUUCCAAGACGGACUGCUUUUCCAAGACGGACUGCUUUUCCAAGACGGACUGCCUUUCCAAGACGGACUGCCUUUCCAUGACGGACUUCCUUUCCAAGACGGACUGCCUUACCAAGACGGACUGCCUUUCCAAGACGGACUGCCUUACCAAGACGGACUGCCUUACCAAGACGGAAUGCCUUACCAAGACGGACUUCCUUACCAAGACGGACUGCCUUACCAAGACGGACUGCCUUACCAAGACGGACUUCCCUACCAAGACGGACUGCCUUACCAAGACGGACUGCCUUACCAAGAUGGUCUGCCUUACCAAGACUGACUGCCUUAGCAAGACGGACUGCCUUACCAAGACGGACUGCCUUACCAAGAGGGACUGCCUUAUCAAGACGGACUGCCUUACCAAGACGGACUGCCUUACCAAGACGGACUUCCCUACCAAGACGGACUGCCUUACCAAGACAAACUGCCUUCUCAAGACGGACUGCCUUAUCAAGACGGACUGCCUUACCAAGACGGACUGCCUUACCAAGACGGACUGCCUUACCAAGACGGACUGCCUUACCAAGACGGACUGCCUUACCAAGACGGACUGCCUUUCCAAGUCGGACUGCCUUACCAAGACGGACUGCCUUAGCAAGACGGACUGCCUUACCAAGACGGACUGCCUUACCAAGAGGGACUGCCUUAUCAAGACGGACUGCCUUACCAAGACGGACUGCUUUACCAAGACGGACUGCCUUACCAAGACGGACUGCCUUACCAAGACGGACUGCCUUACCAAGACGGACUGCCUUUCCAAGACGGACUGCCUUUCCAAGACGGACUGCCUUACCAAAACGGACUGCCUUACCAAGAGGGACUGCCUUAUCAAGACGGACUGCCUUACCAAGACGGACUGCUUUACCAAGACGGACUGCCUUACCAAGACGGACUGCCUUACCAAGACGGACUGCCUUACCAAGAGGGACUGCCUUAUCAAGACGGACUGCCUUACCAAGACAGACUGCUUUACCAAGACGGACUGCCUUACCAAGACGGACUGCCUUACCAAGACGGACUGCCUUACCAAGACGGACUGCCUUUCCAAGACGGACUGCCUUUCCAAGACGGACUGCCUUACCAAGACGGACUGCCUCCAAGACGGACUGCCUUACCAAGACGGACUGCCUUUCCAAGACGGACUGCCUCCGAGACGGACUGCUUUUCCAAGACGGACUGACGGACUGCUUACCAAGACGGACUGCCUUACCAAGACGGACUGCCUUACCAAGACGGACUGCCUUACCAAGACGGACUGCCUUUCCAAGACGGACUGCCUUACCAAGACAGACUGCCUUUCCAAGACGGACUGCCUUACCAAGACGGACUACCUUACCAAGACGGAAUGCCUUACCAAGACGGACUUCCUUACCAAGACGGACUGCCUUACCAAGACGGACUGCCUUACCAAGACGGACUUCCCUACCAAGACGGACUGCCUUACCAAGACGGACUGCCUUACCAAGAUGGACUGCCUUACCAAGACUGACUGCCUUAGCAAGACGGACUGCCUUACCAAGACGGACUGCCUUACCAAGAGGGACUGCCUUAUCAAGACGGACUGCCUUACCAAGACGGACUGCCUUACCAAGACGGACUUCCCUACCAAGACGGACUGCCUUACCAAGACGAACUGCCUUCCCAAGACGGACUGCCUGAUCAAGACGGACUGCCUUACCAAGACGGACUGCCUUACCAAGACGGACUGCCUUACCAAGACGGACUGCCUUACCAAGACGGACUGCCUUACCAAGACGGACUGCCUUACCAAGACGGACUGCCUUAGCAAGACGGACUGCCUUACCAAGACGGACUGCCUUACCAAGAGGGACUGCCUUAUCAAGACGGACUGCCUUACCAAGACGGACUGCCUUACCAAGACGGACUGCCUUACCAAGACGGACUGCAUUACCAAGACGGACUGCCUCCAAGACGGACUGCCUUACCAAGACGGACUGCCUUACCAAGACGGACUGCCUUUCCAAGACGGACUGCCUUUCCAAGACGGACUGCCUUACCAAGACGGACUGCCUCCGAGACGGACUGCUUUUCCAAGACGGACUGACCGACUGCUUUUCCAAGACGGACUGACGGACUGCCUUUCCAAGACGGACUGCCUUUCCAUGACGGACUGCCUUUCCAAGACGGACUGCCUUACCAAGACGGACUGCCUUUCCAAGACGGACUGCCUUACCAAGACGGACUGCCUUACCAAGACGGAAUGCCUUACCAAGACGGACUUCCUUACCAAGACGGACUGCCUUACCAAGACGGACUGCCUUACCAAGACGGACUUCCCUACCAAGACGGACUGCCUUACCAAGACGGACUGCCUUACCAAGAUGGACUGCCUUACCAAGACUGACUGCCUUAGCAAGACGGACUGCCUUACCAAGACGGACUGCCUUACCAAGAGGGACUGCCUUAUCAAGACGGACUGCCUUACCAAGACGGACUGCCUUACCAAGACGGACUUCCCUACCAAGACGGACUGCCUUACCAAGACGAACUGCCUUCUCAAGACGGACUGCCUUAUCAAGACGGACUGCCUUACCAAGACGGACUGCCUUACCAAGACGGACUGCCUUACCAAGACGGACUGCCUUACCAAGACGGACAGCCUUACCAAGACGGACUGCCUUUCCAUGUCGGACUGCCUUACCAAGACGGACUGCCUUAGCAAGACGGACUGCCUUACCAAGACGGACUGCCUUACCAAGAGGGACUGCCUUAUCAAGACGGACUGCCUUACCAAGACGGACUGCUUUACCUGUUGA